AUGGUGGAUUCCGGACAUUAUCUGGAUACUACAGCAAAUUCUGGACAAAUUCCAGAAUUUUUUUUUCAUAGGGCACAAGAUAUGAUUAAAUAUUGUUCGCUUGUUUUAUACUCAAAUUGGUUAAAUAAUCCUCAUUCUUUAUCCUGGACCUCCCCUUUCUUAAAUAUGAUUGGUCAACAAUGUGGCACAGUUGUAGUCUGA
This is a messenger RNA of Funneliformis mosseae, 201 nucleotides long. Lineage: Eukaryota; Fungi; Glomeromycota; Glomeromycetes; Glomerales; Glomeraceae. The record is from the annotation of a GenBank genome assembly.